Messenger RNA from Rotaria sp. Silwood1, 1530 nucleotides. NCBI's taxonomy places the organism in Eukaryota, Metazoa, Rotifera, Eurotatoria, Philodinida, Philodinidae. The record is from the annotation of a GenBank genome assembly.
AUGUCGUUAACUUCAAUGGAAUAUAAAAGUCAAGGUAAUAAAUAUUAUUCAAAUAAUGAAUGGUUAUUAGCGAUUGAAUCGUACAGUGAAGCAAUAAAACUUAUUGAAAAUAAUGUUGAAGAAAAUCUUCCAUUAUAUUUAUUAUAUUCAAAUCGCUCAGCUGCUUAUAUUCAAGAUAAGAAUUUUUAUUCUGGUUAUGAAGAUGCUAAACAAUCAUUAAAAUUAAAAAAAGAUGGAAAUUUUAAAGGAUUUUAUCGUGCAGCUAUUUGUGCAUAUCAUCUUGGUUUUAUUGAACAAUCUCAACAAUUUAUUAAAGAAGCAACACAAGAUCACCAACAAAAUCUUAUUAAUUAUUUAGAUUUAAAAUUAUUAAUAGAAAAAAAAAUUAAUUGUAUGAAAAAAUGGCGAAAACCAAUUGCAACAGCUAAAAAAUCAAUAAAAAAUCUUCAACAAAUUAUUCAAAAAAAAGUUUUGAUGUUUGAAAUUCCAUCUAUUCUUUAUCAAAUUCGUUAUUUAUUACGAGCAUUUUUUGACAAUAAAAAAGAUAAAAAAUUAAUGAAUAUGGAUACUGGUGAUCUUGGUUUACGAUUACAUGAAUUAGCUGUACAAUUUAAUUCUGUUUUUCAUGUUGAAAAAUUAAUAAUGGCUGAUCCAUUAUUAGAAGAUCUUAUAUUAUAUGAAAUGCCUGAUGUUGGAUCAUUACGUUUAAAAUCAUAUGAACAACGUAAUUUACCAGAUGAUAAACGAGAUUAUGAUUUAGAAGAAAAAGCUGCAGAUGAUUUGGCAGCAUAUGAAUUUUCAUUUUUCGUAAAUAAUGUAUUGGCAUCAUUAGUUGUUGAUUGUUCAGAUGAAAAAAUGUCAAUACGUGCAUUGAAACAAAUUCAUCGUUUAACAACAAUUGAUUUAUAUCGUCAAUCAUUAGGUGAUGCUUUAUCUGAUGCAAUUAAUAAUUAUAUUUAUUCUCAUUCAAAAAAUCGUUUAAUUGUUGAAAAACUUAUUUCAAAUAAUGGUAUUGAAAUUUUUUUUUAUGAUUAUAUUGAAUCAUCAUGUCAAAUGUCAGCAUCACGUAUGAUUAAAAAUAUAACAGCUGAUCAAUGGAAACAACAAUCAUUAACAACAAUUCAAUUUGUUAUUAAACAAAUUAGUCAAAAAAUUGAAAAUGAAGGUAUUGAAUUAAUUGAAGAUAGACAAGUAUCAAAUUUUGAAAUUGAAUUAAAACGAAUCUUAGGUCUUGAUUCAGUUGAUGAUAAUGAAAAAGAAGACUUUAAUAUAAUUAUAAAUGUUUUAACAAAAAUUUUGAUGGUUUUUGGUAAAAAACCAUUUAUAGAUCGAUCUUCAUAUGAUCCAUUGUUUUUAUAUGUUAAUCAAAUGUGGUUUGAAAAAUUUAAUUAUGAUCAAUAUCGAUAUAAUAUUCCAUAUUUACUUAAUAAUUGGACUUCAAUUAUUACACAAUGGUUAAAACUUGAUCAUUCAAAUCGUCAACAAUAUAUUCAAAAAAUCAAUACUCAUCUAUUAGAUAAUCAUCAUUAA